Molecule: messenger RNA, 857 nt
Organism: Psylliodes chrysocephalus
Lineage: Eukaryota; Metazoa; Arthropoda; Insecta; Coleoptera; Chrysomelidae
Source: the annotation of a GenBank genome assembly
CAAUAACUCUUUAUAAUGAUUCUUUUAACAUUUUACUCAUUAUGAGUUAUAGGGAGAGCAAGUAAAUGUGACGGUAAUAUAGUAAGUGGGGGCCUUAUACUUGAGAGUAUACAGUCACCGUUUCUUGUUGAAUUCCAACAUACGCGAAACCGGAGUGAAAGACAUCGAAGGUGCAAAUUAAUCGGACUUUGAGUGAGAUAUCGUAGUUUUCAAGAUCUAAGUGGUUUUUGGAUAAAAAAAUGGCCGGGUUUUGGGCCGUUUUUGCCGCUUUAGGAAUUUUCUUAGGAAUUAUUGAAAACUGCCACGGAGCACAGUACUUCGGGAAACUCAUAGGGAAACUUUCCGAGUUACAUCACGGCGUCUCUGGCGAAGUUUAUGCAGUGGAUGCAAGGACUUUAUACAUCAAGGAUUUCACUUAUGACGGCCAAGGACCUGCCGCAUACUUUUACGCCAGCGUGUACAAAGCAGCUGAUAAAAACGGUUUCCGGUUGAGAGACGAGAACGGAAGCGGCGAGGUAAUCAGGAGGUACAGAAAAGAAGGUAUCACACUCACUCUUCCCGAAGGCAAAACCAUUCACAACAUCAAGAUAUUCUAUUUGUGGUGCGAAGAAUUCGCUGUUAACUUUGGAGAUACGAAAGUGGCAAAAAACUUCGAAUAUCCUCGUCCACAAAAAAUUGAAGCACUAAAAGGAGUUCAUUCCAUUUCGUCUGAUAACAUUGUAAUUGUUGAUGCACAAACUUUGUUGAUACCCAAUUUGUCUUAUGAUGGAGAAGCUCCAGGUAAUUAUUAUAAUAUUCUUACUGUUACUAUUGUGACGGUCAUUGGUUAUCGUGGUAAUGAUUUCUUCAAUUUUUAG